AUUGGUUGAAGCAAUCGCGAUAAACAUGGAAAUGGUCUCCAAUGGUGAUAUGAUAUGUAGCUGCAGCAGAUUAUAGCCUGCAUCAUGGAAGAAAAACAAAUGUAGCAACGGGUUGCAAAAACGAUGCUAGUUUUGCGUGCACGCGUAUCAUUGAAUGAAGCCUGUCUACAGUAUGAAUUUGAUAUUUACAGUGGAGGCAAUUUAGCUGUCUGUCAAUUGGGCUGCUAGCUAGUGAAGGGCCAUGUUAGCUCGAUGCUUAAUGCUAACUCGUUUAUUGUAUAGUUGAGGUUAGGAAUCAGGCUAGUUGACGCUACCAAUUUCACACAUCCAAAAUAAUAGUGGAACAUUGCGUGUUAUCAAUGCCUUUCUGAAGAAAGAAGAAAUAGCUAGCUAAACCAGCUAGCAUCUGAGAAGGUAUUGGAUUCAUAUUUCACCCAAUUUCCUCCAUUUGAAGAAAAGCAAACUGGCUGAGAUGGAUGAACAAAGUGUUGAGAGUAUUGCGGAGGUGUUCCGCUGUUUCAUCUGUAUGGAGAAGCUGAGGGAUGCUCGGCUCUGCCCCCACUGCUCCAAACUCUGCUGCUUCAGCUGCAUACGGCGCUGGUUGACUGAGCAGAGAGCCCAAUGCCCACACUGUCGGGCACCACUGCAGCUGCGGGAGUUGGUGAACUGCCGCUGGGCUGAAGAGGUUACCCAGCAGCUGGACACUCUGCAGCUCUGCAAUCUCUCCAAACACGAGGAGAACGACAAGGACAAGUGUGAGAACCACCAUGAGAAACUCAGUGUGUUCUGCUGGACCUGUAAGAAGUGCAUCUGCCACCAAUGUGCUCUGUGGGGAGGCAUGCAUGGCGGCCACACCUUCAAGCCUCUGGCUGAGAUCUACGAGCAGCACGUGUCCAAGGUGAACGAGGAGGUGGCCAAGCUCCGCCGCCGCCUUAUGGAGCUCAUCAGCUUGGUGCAGGAGGUGGAGAGGAACGUGGAAGCAGUGCGAGGGGCCAAAGACGAGCGAGUGCGAGAGAUUCGUAAUGCAGUAGAGAUGAUGAUUGCCCGUCUCGACAACCAGCUCAAAAACAAACUCAUCACCCUCAUGGGUCAGAAGACUUCCCUCACCCAAGAGACUGAGCUACUGGAGUCUCUCCUGCAGGAGGUGGAACAUCAGCUGCGCUCCUGCAGUAAGAGCGAGUUGAUCUCCAAGAGCCCAGAGAUCCUACUGAUGUUCCAGCAGGUUCACCGCAAGCCCAUGCAGUCCUUUGUCACCACUCCAGUCCCUCCCGACUUCACCAGUGAGCUGGUUCCUGCCUAUGACUCAAGCACUUUUGUUCUGGCCAACUUCAGCACCCUGAGACAGAGGGCAGAUCCCGUCUAUAGCCCCCCACUCCAGAUAUCUGGCAUCUGCUGGAGACUCAAGGUUUAUCCAGAUGGCAACGGUGUGGUGCGCGGCAACUAUCUGUCCGUUUUCUUGGAACUAUCUGCAGGACUCCCUGAAACCUCAAAAUAUGAGUACCGUGUGGAGAUGGUCCAUCAGGCCUCCAGUGACCCCACUAAGAACAUCAUCAGGGAGUUUGCAUCAGACUUUGAGGUGGGGGAGUGCUGGGGCUACAAUCGAUUCUUCAGACUGGACCUGUUGGCCAGCGAGGGCUACCUCAACAUGCAGACUGACACCCUGGUCCUCAGGUAUCAGGUGCGUUCGCCCACCUUCUUCCAGAAGUGCAGAGACCAGUACUGGUACAUCAGCCAGCUGGAGUCAGCCCAGUCCAGCUACAUCCAGCAGAUCAACAACCUCAAAGAGAGGCUGGCCAUUGAGCUGUUCCGUAGGCAAAAGUCUCGUAGCUCGUCCCCUCCUGACCGGCGCCUGGGCACCUCGACCUCGGAGAGAGACUCCCGCUCAGGGAAAGGUCCCGUGGCUGAGGAUGGCUGCCAGACCACUGCCACUGAGACCAAAGUGGAAGACGAGGAGGAGGAGGAGAAGACCCAGCACGAUGACUCCAAUGAGCUGUCUGAUGGGGACUUGGAAGUGGACUGUCUGACGGGGGACGAGGAGGUGAACCCUCUGGACGGUAGCAGCACCUCGGGCAGCUCCACGGCAACGAGCAACACAGAGGAGAACGACAUCGACGAGGAGACCAUGUCUGGGGAGAAUGAUGUGGAGUUCAGUGGGAACCUGGAGAUGGAGGAGGGAGAACUGCCUGACGAUGUGGCAGGGGCAGCAGGAGGCUCUAACCAUGGGGCCAGGUGUCUGAGGCGUGGUGGAGGUCUCUCCUCCGCUGGCAGCAACAGCAGUCUGCUGGAGAUUGACCCAGUCAUCCUCAUCCAGCUACUGGACCUGAAGGAACACAGCAACGUGGAGUCACUAUGGGGCCUUCAGCCCAGACCCCCUGCUUCCCUGUUGCACAGCCAAGUCCAAGUCCACUCCAGAAAGGAGCGGGGUGAGCGCCGGCCUCAGGCAGUGAGGAGGGGAGCCCCAGACUCAGGGGUCCUGAUCCGGCUCAAGGCCCAGAUGGCUGAGGUGCGCAGUAAGAUGACGGAUGUCAAGUUUCAGCUGGAGGCGCGGGGGGAAGCCAGGGUAGGACCCUCUAGCAGAGCCACAGGGGAACAGGGGCCCUCUUACCACGCAGACUCAGACCUGGGGCCCAGCAGAAAGUCCACAGAGCUGGAUCUGAUGGGGAAAGGACCUGGGGCCUCCAGACACUGUCACUCUGGAGGGAAGAAGGCCUUGUCUCCCAAGCAGGAGGGCAGCAGGCUGGGCCUGAGAAGAGCUACAGACGGAGUGGAGAAGGAGUCAAGAGGCCAGAGCAGUGAAGAGUUGUCCAGUGAUCAAAGCCUCUUCCCCAGGGACACCCCCAAUGGAUCAGAAGGAUCCCUGAAGCCACACAGCGUGCACAGCUCCCCUCCUUCUCUGGGCAGCUCAUCGUCAUGCUACGACAGCAAGCCCUGCAUUUCCAAACACGACCAGGAGCAGCUCUACGGGGCUGACCUGUACGCUCUGGGGGGCCUCAACGGCAUCUCCACCUCCACCAUAGCACGACCCAGAACCCAGCCCAUGGGGUCCGGCCUGCUGACGGACAGCUCUCUGGACUGUGACUUGGAGGAGACGGCUGAGGUCCGCCAGUCACUGCUCUCCCUGGCAGAGGGACCCUCUUCACGCCCUGAUGAAAGUGAGCCGUACUGCUCUAACCCCUCUCUUCCUUCACCUCUACCUCGACCCUCCACUAUGGAGGAAUGCUAUUGUGACGGCAGUCAUCUUGUCCAUAAGCAGACGGUGGUGCUGCUGCCAGGUAUGAGCAGUGACAGUGAGAUCGACUGUGACACGGAGAACGAAGAUGAGGUGGUGGCCCUGGAGGCUGGAGACUGCUGCUAUGAUGACCAGGCACUGCCCUGUGCAGGGACCCAGUUGAACUCGGACGACCUGUGCUACACCACAGGAGAGAACACCGAGAGGUGAUUCCCCUCCAACAUGGCCUCCACAGCCGGUCUAAACAGUGGCCAUCGCCAUAUGGGCACUGGAGAGCAGUGUAUAGAACUUUAAUGUACACCAACACUUGUGUAGACACUUGCAUGCAGUCAUUCUAGUCACCGGCAACCCCAAAUGCAAUGAGAAUGCUAAAACUCACUAAGUGAGCACCUUGAUGAUGACUGCAAAAUAUGUAAAUAUAUUUGAUCACUUUUUAUUAAUCUCCAUUUAUAUUUAAAUGUAAAUUGGAUUAAAUAUGAGUUAGAAUGGGGCGAGGAACAAUAUAUUUGCGAGAGACAUUCUUUAGGCUGUCGUUGUGAAAAGUAAAAUAGUAACAUUUUAUCAUAUGUAACUAACCUCAUGGUUGAUGUUUGCAACGUCUAAAUGCUCCGAUUGGGCUUUGGUCUGGACAUCGAUUGGGCUCUGGUGAAUUUUGAGAAUUAAGCACAGUACACCUGCUUCACAACAGAAAGAGAACCUUAAAAUCUCUGCCUUUCUGAUUCAAUGAGGUGCUAUUGAUGUGUUUGUGUGGAGGAGCACAGUUAGGCAGGCAUCACACAGUGCUGUAAUGAACACACCAUUCUUGAAAACAGUCUGAACGAACGCCUUGAAGUGGACGCAUUUAGUACCUUUAUUCCUGUUUCACCAUUGAUUUAAAACUUGUUAGGAAGUCCCUUUCUGUGCAAAUCUUAUCAUUGCAAACUACUGUAUUUCGUCUACUACUCCCGGUAGAUUGGAGUUGCUUGCCCCCCAGUAAAUCUUUCAGAACAAGAACCAGUUUUUCUGCUGUGUAGACACCUUGAAGGAUGUAUCAAUGGUACGUCCUUCUCUGGCAUGUGUAAGAGAUUGCUACCUUCUGAAUGUGUAUUGAGUAGUUUCUUAGUAGAAGAUUAGGCAUGACUCUUGUUCACCGUAGCGGAUUUUGCCCGAAUUGAUGAUUCACACUGACCUUUCUCCUUUCUUGGUUGACAGUCUGGGCUUCAAGUGCUUUUUAACCUUGUCUCGUAAUUAAACAUCAAAGCUGAUGUACCUUAUCCGUACAUACAGGGUUCUUUCUUUCACCAGUAAGUGUUUUCUGCAGCCCAUGUCAAGAUCAGCUCUGUAACAUAGGCAUGUUUGUAGGUGGUGUUUUUGAGUUUUCUGCGCUGCUAUCUUAACUAUUUUUCUGUAUUGUGUGCGCAACUCCUCCCAGUUCAGCUAUUCUGCUCGUCUUUGAAAAAAUGGGUCCAUGCAAAUUCACACAUUUUGACUUCUAUGAAGCAGAUAUAAUUUUGUUUUUCAAUUUAGUCGAUUCCUUCUCAAAAAAUGGAUCCAAAUGUCACAUUCCGUCGUCUUGAUUCUAGAUUAUUUUAUUUUGCUUGUUUUCUGGGCAAGAUUUGACCAAGGCAAUAUUUGGAAAGUCAUUUGUUUGACAAGAGACGUGUAAAUAAGUGUUUGUUUUGUACAAAGGCUUCCCAACAGUGAUGUGAAGUGUUCUGUUCUUUAAAGCAUGUCAUGGAGCAAUUUUCUUUCAAUAUCCUUUUUUUCCCCAUCAGAAGGUGCCAUCUCUUCCUUGUAGUUGAGCUUUGCUGUGUGACCGUGGACCAUUUUAUUUACACAGUAACAUUUUAUUAUUUUCAACCCUUGAAAAGCAAUCUGACGACCACACUAGCAUCCACAUGGACAUCAUAGCAGAAACUGUACUCUUUGUACCAUGGAGAACAAUGAACACUGGCAAAGACUGUCUUCAUUGAAAUGUACACUGAAGAGGUGACCCAACUGAAUUUGUAAACAUUUCUAUCUCUUGAAAGGGAGAUGUGUAAGAUGUCUCAAAGUAUACUGGUGUGCAUUGACUAAUAAGGAAAUAUGUUCUAAAUGCCUGAAUGGAGAGCUCAGUGGUUUACACUAUAAAUAUCUUCCUUCAGCUGUAGGAUGCCUGAUGUUUACCCCCAGCUGCACAGCCUCCUAAUGUUCCAUCAUGUGUGCCUAAAACUGCAUGGCUUUAAUGGAGUUGAACAGGCAGACGGAGGGUGGACAAUAUGCUUUAAACCUCUUAUUGUGCCCUUGUAUAUACAGCUCCAGAUUCAUCCUGAUAUGGUCUAAUUGUAUCUAUUUCACUGUCAGUUCACUAUGCACAUUUCUGUUUGUGCCCAGGUUGUAGCUGUGUAUUUGUCUGAGUGGGAAAGGGCUGACUUAGGAAAGGUACUAGAAAGAGGGUGAUUUAGAUGGUUUCAAGUGUUCAUGCUUUCCUUUGUGUCUACCAUGAGUGUUUUAUUUUAUAUUGUCCCAGAAUGCAGUGGGAUUUUUAUUUGUUGGGUAUAUGUCAUUUUUGUUGUUGUAACUAAUAGAAUAUGACUUAACAAAUAAAAUAUUUUAUGGUUUCUUGAAA
Molecule: messenger RNA, 5816 nt
Organism: Oncorhynchus keta (chum salmon)
Lineage: Eukaryota; Metazoa; Chordata; Actinopteri; Salmoniformes; Salmonidae
Product: E3 ubiquitin-protein ligase TRIM37-like
Exons: 25
Coding region: 473-3439 (988 amino acids)
Biological process (GO): protein autoubiquitination; negative regulation of centriole replication
Cellular component (GO): aggresome; peroxisome
Molecular function (GO): ubiquitin protein ligase binding; tumor necrosis factor receptor binding; ubiquitin protein ligase activity
Source: RefSeq, a predicted model, not a curated record